AUGUCGACCACCGGUACCUAUCGCGGUACCCCCAACAAGGGGAGGGGCGGAAUCCCCUCCUACAACAGCCCGUCUGGCAUCCCGCGUCCCUCUGACCACCAGAGCGAGGUUGGCGGCAGCUCCACGCUGAGUGCCAGCCGCGCGAAGCAGUCCAAACGCGAUGAGGCCAUUCGCAAGAAAAUCGAGAAUGAUCUGAACAAGAAGAGGGCUCCGACCAGCCGCCUGCAGCGCUCGCGCAAAGCGCCACCGGGGACUGUUCUGGCGCUGAAGCCCAGCAAUGCCCUCCAGAUCAAGCCGCACACGACCGUCGCCGAGGCCGCGCAGCUGAUGGCCGCGAAGCGUGAGGACUGCGUCCUGGUCACCGAUGACGACGAGCGCAUCGCCGGUAUCUUCACCGCAAAGGAUUUGGCUUUCAGGGUUGUGGGCGCGGGCAUCAAGGCUAGGGACAUCACCAUUGCGGACAUCAUGACCAAGAACCCGCUGUGCGCCAAGACGGACACCAGCGCUACGGAUGCUCUGGAUCUCAUGGUCAGGAAGGGCUUCCGCCAUUUGCCCGUCAUGGACGAGAACCACGACAUUGCUGGUAUUCUGGAUAUUACAAAGUGUUUCUACGAGGCGAUGGAGAAGCUUGAACGCGCGUACAGCUCCUCGAGAAAGCUCUACGAUGCGCUGGAGGGUGUCCAGGCAGAGCUUGGCUCGAGCCAGCCUCAGCAGGUCAUUCAGUAUGUUGAGGCCAUUAGGACGAAGAUGUCGGGCCCUACGCUGGAAUCGGUCCUGACUGGCCUUCCGCCUGUUACGGUUUCCGUCCGGACGUCCGUCAAGGAGGCUGCGCUGGCGAUGAAGGAGAACCACACGACCGCCGUCCUCGUGCAAGAUCAGGGCUCCAUUACUGGUAUCUUCACCAGCAAGGAUGUGGUGCUCCGUGUCAUUGCCGCUGGCCUUGACCCAGCUACCUGCAGUGUGGUCCGUGUCAUGACGCCCCACCCCGACUUCGCUCCCAUAGAUAUGAGCAUUCAGGCCGCCCUGCGUAAGAUGCACGAUGGCCAUUAUCUCAACUUGCCCGUGAUGAGCGAUGCUGGAGAGAUCGUUGGCAUGGUUGAUGUGCUCAAGUUGACGUAUGCCACGUUGGACCAGAUUAACACCAUGUCGACUGGAGACAGUGAGGGUCCCGCAUGGAACAAGUUCUGGCUCUCCCUUGACCACGAAUCCGAGUCCAUGGUCUCCGGGGAAGGCGGUAGCCACCACCCCCGCACAGAACUCUCACGAUCACACGUGAUGUCUCCCGGCCUGGACCGCCAUGGCGGAGGUCUGGAUCGCGUAGAGAGCGUCAUGCCCAACGACUCUGCUUCGCACGUUGGCAUGGAGACUCCGGAGCACUCUGCCGUUGCUACUUCGCCCGCCCUGCCCCUCGAGGACAUGCCCUUCGCCUUCAAGUUCAAGGCUCCUAGCGGUCGGACCCACCGUUUCCAGGCCGUUCCCUCCGCCGGUCUAGGCGCCUUUGUUGCGCAGGUGUGUGACAAGCUGGGCGGUGAAGUCGAGGCUGUUGGCGGGGUUCCCACUUUUGAGGAUGGUCACCUGAGCAACUCUGGCUUUGCCCUCAGUUAUCUGGACAACGAAGGCGAUAGCGUCUCUAUCACCACCAACCAUGAUCUUCUCGAGGCUGUCAGCCUUGCCAACAUGCACCACACUGAGAAGGUCGACCUUUUCGUGCACCACCCGGAGCACUCUCCCCUCCCCAGCACAGUGGCUCCCCAGGGAGUGCCCACAAUAUCCACGCCCGAGUCAACGAUUCGCGAGCGCAAGAAGCACGUCUCGGAUGAUGAAGAGAGCGACGAGGAGGUCGAGCGCCGUAGGAAGAGGAAGCAUCAGCCCGGACCUCCGGAGCAAGUCAUCUCAGGUGUUCCCAACGAGCUGCUCCUGCCCGGCGCCAUCGUUACGCUGGCCGUGGUCAUCAUCGGCGUGUUCGCGCUCGGCCGCGCCUCCAGCCGGUAG
Diplodia corticola is the source of this 1992-nucleotide messenger RNA. Its product is annotated as cbs and pb1 domain containing protein. Lineage: Eukaryota; Fungi; Ascomycota; Dothideomycetes; Botryosphaeriales; Botryosphaeriaceae. The transcript is spliced from 4 exons. Gene Ontology annotation, molecular function: protein binding. The record is from RefSeq and is a predicted model, not a curated record. Bases 1 to 1992 code for a protein of 663 amino acids.